CGUAGCAUUUGCCCUCAAAAGCAUCUAUCUAGUGAAUUUUUUAUACAUUACUCUUAUCAUAUUUCCUUCUCCAAAAUCAGAAUAAACGCCAAGGUUUCCUUCAAUCUAGAUCUUGUUGCUGCAGAUGGCCGAGGCUUUGCUAGGAAUUGUGACUGAAAACUUGAGAUCUUUUGUCCAAGAUGAACUUGCAACCAUUUUGGGUGUUGACCAACAGAUUCAGAAGCUUUCCAGCUAUCUCACUGCAAUCCGCGCUGUCCUCGAAGAUGCUGAGAAAAAGCAAAUCACAAGCAAUGCUGUGAAGGAUUGGCUUCAGAAACUCACAGAUGCAGCAUAUGUGUUGGACGAUAUCUUGGAUGAAUGUUCAAUACACUCAAAAAGUUCAUGCUUAUCUCGUGUCCACCCUAAGGACAUUCUCUUUCGUCGUGAUGUUGGCAAGAGGAUGAAAGACAUCACCCAAAGAUUUCAUGACAUUCAUGAAGAAAGGAGCAUGUUUCAAUUCAGUACUGGUGUCACUGACAAGCAUGCAGAGGAUGAUGAUGAAUGGCGCCAAACUAGCUCUGUCAUUACUGAACCCAUUAUCUAUGGUAGAGACCAAGACAGAGAGCAAAUUGUGGAGUUUCUUUUGCGGCAUGCAAGCAACAGCCAAGACCUCUCCAUCUAUCCCAUAGUUGGUAUGGGUGGACUUGGGAAAACCACACUUGCCAAACAGGUCUUCAAUGAUGACCGGGUAAGCAAACAUUUUGACUUGACAAUCUGGGUUUGUGUUUCUAAUGAUUUCAAUACAAAGAUAAUACUGCAAUCCAUCAUAGAAUGUAUCACUGGACAACAUCCCAAUCUCAAUACUUUAGAAGCAAUGCAAAAAAAGUUUCAAGAAGUGUUGCAGAGCAAGAGGGUUGGAAGUGAAUGA
Cajanus cajan (pigeon pea) is the source of this 907-nucleotide messenger RNA. NCBI's taxonomy places the organism in Eukaryota, Viridiplantae, Streptophyta, Magnoliopsida, Fabales, Fabaceae. The record is from RefSeq and is a predicted model, not a curated record.